Cygnus olor (mute swan) is the source of this 3085-nucleotide messenger RNA. RefSeq names its product folate receptor alpha-like. NCBI's taxonomy places the organism in Eukaryota, Metazoa, Chordata, Aves, Anseriformes, Anatidae. The record is from RefSeq and is a predicted model, not a curated record. Bases 279 to 995 code for a protein of 238 amino acids. Gene Ontology annotation, cellular component: external side of plasma membrane. The transcript is spliced from 6 exons. Gene Ontology annotation, molecular function: signaling receptor activity.
AUGCUGGCAGAAGUUAAAGCUCGUUAUGCAUAUUAAGAAAGUAAUUUCAAGUGCCAGCACCUGUGUUAGAAGGCAUUCCCAUUAAAGCCGACCCCAGGAAGCUCCUGUAGUGAGUCCUUUUAGGGUUUUACAGGGUACUUAGAGGCUACCUGGACUGGAGCAGGUGGCCUGUGCAGCGUGUCGGCUACUGCUGCUUGUGGCGGACCCCUUCCUGCGCUGUCCCUGUCCCGCACAACUCUGGCCUCCCAUUCCCUGACCUGAACAGGGUGGCUGUGGAGAUGAGAGCAGGGCAGGUGCUGCUUGUGCUGUUGGCUGCCUCAGCAGUGAUGCCUGCAAAGGACCCAUUGCUGAAUGUCUGUAUGGAUGCCAAACACCACAAAACCAAGCCUGGCCCAGAAGGGACGCUGCAUGGCCAGUGUGCUCCCUGGAAGGACAAUGCCUGCUGCACAGCCAACACGAGUUCAGAAGCCCACAAGGACCAGUCUUACCUGUACAACUUCAACUGGAACCAUUGUGGGGUGAUGCCAUCCAAGUGCAAACGCCACUUUAUCCAGGAUACAUGCUUGUAUGAGUGCUCACCCAACUUGGGACCCUGGAUUGACCAGGUUGACAGCAGCUGGCGUCGGGAGAGGAUUCUCCAUGUGCCACUCUGCAAAGAGGACUGUGAGGAGUGGUGGGAGGACUGCAAGGACUAUGUCACAUGCAAAGACAACUGGCACAAGGGCUGGAACUGGGCAACAGGAACAAACCGCUGUCCUUGGGGCUCCAUAUGCAGGCCCUUCACCCAAGUGUUCCCUCAGCCAAAAGACCUGUGUGAGAAGAUCUGGUCCAACUCCUACAAAUAUACCACAGAGCGUCGAGGCAGUGGACGCUGCAUCCAGAUGUGGUUUGACCCUGCCCGGGGGAACCCCAAUGUGGUUGUGGCAAAGUACUAUGCUUGGAAGAAGAGAUCCUCUCCUGUGGGGAUGGAGAAUGUGACUCCUGAGGCUGACUAGCCUAGGACCCUGGCUUGAGAAAGGCCGGAAGAUGUUUUUGGCCUUCAUGCAGAGUAUGAGGCUUGCACUGUCUGACCCAGCUAUGGAUGGGGAAGAGGAAGCACCUGGACCUACUUUCUGUGACAGUGGUCUCUGUGAGGGACAAAAAUAAAACAUCUUACACAUGAGCAGGUUUGCUUUCCAAAGAAAAUCCCAUUUGGGCAGCUCCCUCCUAUCCACAGGGUUCUUGUCCAUGCAAAUUCUAGUCAGCUCUGCCAUUGUGCCAAAACAACACUGGGUACCUGUCUCCUAUAAGCAUAGUGGAAUCCCCUUCAGGGAUGGUGUGGACCCUGGAGGGUGAUCUGACCUUGCUGUUCCCAGCCAUGUGCAGUUCUAUCCUUUGAAAGUUGCUCUGGACUCAGUUGCAAGUUGACUGCAGUGUCACAUCUCCUGCUUUAUGAGAAGCUUUUUUGGAGACACUCACUGGGCAUUUUACCAGUUCUAUUGGUACUAUUCCUGUGCCUGAUAAUGGCAAGAUAAUUUUGCCUGCUGCAUGAUAUCUGGGCAAGUUGGUCUGCAGCUAGUUAGGAGGUUUUGUCUGUUCUUCUGUCCCAUGUCCCCCGUCUCCCCCCCCCCCCCCCCCCCUCCUUUGUAUCUUACAUCUUGCUGGGAGAGGGUCAUGCUGCUGUGACUGCUGACAGCAGGAAACUUUUCUUGCUUUCCAGGCUAGGCUACUCCCCUCCAUUUUUACUGUGUGAGGUGUAGGGAAGGGAUCUUCAUUUAAACCCUCCUGUUGUGAUGUACUGCAGAGCAUCCAUGCCUUCAUGAAACAGCAGUGGUUUGCAGCAAGCCCUUGUUAAUCUUGACCGGCAUUGCUGGGAUGGAAGAUGGCUGUAAUUUGCUCUCCAUCCCAUUUUCUUCUCCUUGUGCCAGUCGUGAGGAUCUGCAUAAUCCUGUCUGCCACCAGGACUGAUCUGAGCCUCUACGAGCUCAUGUACAAAUUCUUAUGUUUAAUAAUUUUGUUUGUCCCCAUCAAUUUGGGGUUUGUCUCUGUCUACAAUGCUAGAUGUGAGUAUUUGGUAGUUUGAAGCAACUGGAUUUUCUUUUUGUCCUCAAGGAUCAGCACUGAAUUAGAGGAGGAUCUAUAUAAUGUUUGUUUUGCUACCAUGUGACUUUGGAUCAGUCCUACAUCCUUUGGGCAUGUUAGACUGACAACUCCAAUGCUGCGGGAGGUCCACAGCUGCUCUCCGCAGCAGUGCUUUGGAGCACUGUGCGGUCAGUGCCCUGGGUGCUGCAAUGAGGGGCUCUGCACAGCCAAGCCCACAGCAACCCUGGGCUGGUAGGAAUUGGGUAGUGUUUUGACAGGGAGCCCAGGUGAAAAGGGGCAGGGGGGGAAACACACUCCCACUCAAGGAGUUAAUGUGUUGAGGAGCUUGAUGGUGUCUGAGGAGGGCAUCAGGUUGGGAAAACAGGUUGCUCUUGCAUUCUGACUUCUUUGGUAGUAGGAAAUGUCGGUGUACGCAGGGAAAUGCCAGCACAGCAGAGCUGUUAUAGUGGUCUGCUGAGGGCAAAAGGGCAGCCAGUUGAGCAGCAGGGGUGCCCACACCCCAGCUGUCCUCUUGCAGUUUGUGAUGGUGUAGGUACAGAAGGGGGCAGGCAACAGGCCUCUGGCUGUGGGUAGGCAAUGGCUAUGUCCCUGGGGGAGAUGGAACUGGGCUUGAGCAGGUCCUGAGAAACAAGACAGGCUCUGCAGUGCCAGAGACAGGUGACUUUCUGUGCUGGAAGAUGUGCAGCUCCCUGAAAGCAUGUGAUAAUGGUGGGAGGCCUUGCAGCGAAGGGAAUGGUUCAGCUGAGCUGGCUGGGACCUACAAAGAUAACCUAGUCUAUCUGCCUGACCUCUUCAGGACUGAUCAAAAGUUAAGUUACUGUAUUGGUUUUACCCUGCUGAAUUCCAUCACACUGCUUUCUUAUUCCCCUUCCUCAAAGGAAAAGGGGGGGAAAAAUACAAUGGAAAAGGGCUCACCCACCCUCUUUGCCCCAAACACUGCAGGGGAACAGGGAAUGGGGGUUGCAGUCAGUCCAUAACACUUCAACAUCUGCUUCUGCUUCAU